AUGUCUAUCUCUGAAGUUGACAAGUACCUUUGGUUGGCGUACUGCAAGGCAGUACAAAAUGCUGUCGGUGGUCUGCCGGGACACAAGCCUGCCCUAUUCUUUACCAAGAAGGCUCAAAAGGCACCCGUUGCAUCGCCGGAUGUUGAUCCAGCCUAUACAAACUAUGGCAUCAACAACAUCAUCAACAGUUUUCUCCAGACAAAUGAUCUAUUCUUCGACCCAUCUCACCACAAGACCUAUACACAAUGUCUGCUUGAGUAUCUACUCUCAGUCAAGAUCGGCGACGGAAACCAGACUCGCAUAACUAUGACAGGACGGACCCUAACCAGCGCACUUGAUCAAGCUCUGCGUGAAAGAGAGCGUGCGCUAGACAAGUUUGAAAAAGAAGAAGGUUAUGGAUUAACUGGCGAAGAAGACUUUUCCCAGUGGUGGCCCUCGCACGCACCGGCAUAUUCUGCUGCCAAGUCAAAGGUCGACGCUGUGGCUGCAGACUAUAAAGCUCUCCUCCUUAGCACUGGAGGCCCAGCUGCUAGUCAGCUUGCGAGAGAUUUCAACAGAAUCAUCCAAGCUUUAAUUGGCGGACAAUCUGUUGAUGGAAUUACCAUGCCAGCUUGCCAUGCAUCCGCUGAAAUCACUCGAGAACUCCUCGAGAAAGAUAGAACACCACAUGCCAUCACAUAUGUCCCCGAGUUCAUCUCUCCACAGUAUACAUAUCAGAUUGAGCACUGGAUGAACGGAGUUGGCGACGGUGACUCUUCUACACAGAUAAAUGUCACAGAUGGAAAGCAUGUCAAUGAGUUUGACUUUGGCCAUGCUGCCACAGAUGGUUUUUCUUACGGUCCGUGGCUGUCAUUCUCCAGUGGUAAAGGAAGCACGAAUGAGAAGCCUUUGUCUUUUGGUUCUGUCGACACUGAUACGAACCUCGAUGUUCAAUUCUCAUAUGACGAGAUUCAAACUGUCGCGGUUCCAGCUGGUGACUGGAAUGUCCCCAGCCCUGGUCGACGAUACCAACUUUCAAGCACGGCCUCGGAGGAGUCUCGCAAGCUUGCCUUCCCAGAUUACCUCGUCGUGGUAAGAAAUCUCGGUUUCAAGAUCAGUAUUCGAGACGACAAGCUUGCUAGACAAGUCGAUGACAUGUUUAAGCAAGCCAAGGAGUCAGGAGGCUCUGUGCGUGUCUUUGGUAUACCUGCUACUCCAGAGGGCGAUCCUGACAAGGCUACCGAGGAUAAUGCGCACAUCGCCGAGUGGGAUCGAGGGAGUGGAAUGCUCUUGGUUCGGCCUACGACUGAUGCGGGUUUCGCUUCUGUCGUAGCCCUUGUUGGUGAGCUUAAUAUCAGUCAGUAG
Fusarium venenatum is the source of this 1344-nucleotide messenger RNA. RefSeq lists its product as uncharacterized. The record is from RefSeq and is a predicted model, not a curated record. NCBI's taxonomy places the organism in Eukaryota, Fungi, Ascomycota, Sordariomycetes, Hypocreales, Nectriaceae.